UCCACCCAACCGCCCAGGAAUUUUUUUAAAAUUAAAACAGUGGGGUAGCGCAUUCAACGUUAAUAUCAGACGGUGAUGUCAGGAACUGGAAAUUUGCGCUAUAUAGAAGGUAGAGCUAUCUGUGAUUGAGAUAUAAGAAUGCCGUCCAUAUAACCAAAUGUUCCCCUUGGUAUUUCAAUGUUUUAACUGUUUUUUUUUUAAUAUUAGAAAUGAAAGCAUUAUGUUAUCGUUUUCUAUAAUUUUUUAAUAUUAGAAAUGAAAGCAUUAUGUUAUCGUUUUCUAUAAUUUCUGGAAUUGUGACAUCGUCAAUUUUAACUGUCUGCAUACAUGCAUCUACAUGCUGUAUCUGAUACCACGACACCUGAAGUAAUUAGAAAUGUUUUAAACUCAACAUUGAAGACUUUUAUAUCAUAAUAUAUAUAACAUUCGUAAUUGUGGAGGUUUGUGGUUUUCGCAGUUUUCGUUAAAUGUGAACAAAUAUUUUGGUUAUUAACUAUUAAUUUCCAAACCAAAUUGGUAUGCCACAACAUAGUCAACAAGAUGCUAUUUUAUCUAAUUUAAAGAGCGCUUGUUAUGGAGUUGAGCCACAAGUUGAUGAAGAAGUGGGCUAAAAAAACUGUCAAGAAGACUAUUUUUAAAACCACAAAUUAAAACAACAUGUUUUUUUCAGGCAAAAAAAGUCGCAAAAUGAAGUUCUCGCAUUUAUAAAAAAUAGCCGGUUUGACAGUUUGAAUACACGUGCGGGAUGUAAUAUGUACUUCACGAGUCUUUAUCUAUUGAUGACAUCGUCGUUUGUAGCAGUUAUAACUAAUACAUUAAUAUCAAAAGUUUCGGUUUGAGGUUAUUGUAAGAAUACUUAAAAUCGCGUAAUUAUCCACUGCGUUUUUAACGGAACACCUUUCAAACGUUUUUCUUGCAUUAAGUGAAUGUACCUGGGGACGAGGUAGGAAAUUCAACGUUCUGCAGAACAAUUCGUUGCGCAAAAACAGUUUUUUUUCGUGAAUAGACUGAGCAAGGAUUUGAUGUGCGUGGGAUAUUCUUUUCAAAUUGGGCGAGAAAAUUUUAUUAUUCCAAAAACCAUUCUUAAAUCUACUACUUUUUCUAGGUGGUGGCUAGUUUGUAUCGGUGAAAGUUGGCGGCCUGAAAUAUAUUUUUUUUUCGACGUCGUGUGACGUUAGCGAUGUCGUCUCGCCGUGAAUAUCAGAUUCCGCGGGAAAAGUACUUCAUAAAAUUAUUAUAUAAUGAGAAGAAGGUGUGCGUUGCACGUGUUUUCAUAAACACGAAGAAAAUAUUAAAAUUGAAAGUUUUUUUUCUUAACUGUAUUUUUUAUACGUAUUUUGGUGGUAAAAACGGAGUACUUUGUGGUGUUGUAGCUAAAUUAUGGGUGAGUUUUUCAUUUAUUUUGACUGAAUUUUUUUUUCAUGUAGAAAUAUUUAUCCACGAAAUGGAUUACUACAUUUUUGAUAUUUUUUCUCAAGGUGAAUCCGGUGAAUCUAGUAGUUCGUUACAUCGUUAUCCCUCGUAUAGUGAAUUUCACGAGGCUUUGGAUUCAUACGAAGUGAAGACGAAAACUCAUUACACAGUUUUGUCAGAAACCAAAGAUUUCAACAAAGAUCAAUGUUUACAAGAGGUUUUAGAAGCCUCUUCAUCACCUCAAAUUUGUUGGCAAUUAACACAUAAAGAAGACAGUCUUCCCAUUCAUUUUAAUGGCAUACCAUAUAUAUGGCUCGGUACAAAGAAAUACCAAUGCCACCAAGGGAAAGACAGAGGUAUCUCUAUAAAAAAGAAAUACAAACAAGAUCGAGAAGAAAAACUUCGUGGUGACCACCCCGAAUGUGUUAGAACGAGAAAACUGGCACAACACACCAAGAAGUUGGAUUGUCCUGUUGUAUUCAGCGUGAAGAAACUCCUACUGUUUCCUGGGUAUAAAAUCGAAAAAGAUUCUAAAUGGAACAGAACUGUUGCUUCAAAAAAAUUGAAAGGCGCAUUGGUGAAGUAUCACAUGAAAGAUGAUCAAUUAACAAUAGAGAGUCGAUUGCAGUAUAUAACGACAUUUCCAACUGGUACGAUUUUUAUAUUUCUUCAUAUACCAACCUAUAUGUUCUUCUUACUCGACUUUGUUCUAUCUGCAACAUGUACGACAGCAAAUUUUGGAACGAGCGCUAGCGCAUACUGGAUUUUUACGUUAUUUUUUAUUUGUUUGUUUUAUUAUUAUUUUUUAUUAUUAUUAUUUUAUUUUAUUUAUUUUUUUUUAUCUAGAGACGCAUAGCAACCAUAAUAUGGGAGAGGCUGCUGGAUUAAUCGAACCAUUGGACAAACGAGUUGCUAAUUAUAUGAAACAAUUAAUUAGAGGUGGUUGUCGAAAAACAAGAGAGCUGAAGUUGGCAGCAGCUGAGUUUGUGAAAAACACUAUUUUUUCUGGUAGAUCAAAUCCAGAAAAAAGUAGGCGCAGAUUCACGCCAAGUAGAAAGAAAAUCAAAAAUUUGAUUACUUCAGUCAAAAUCGAAACACGAUAUUCAAAGAUUGACCAGGAGAAUGUUGAGUCUUUGAAAAACGAAUGGUCAGACUGGGCGGAUAUCUAUUUCAGUGCACGGUGAGACUAUACGAAUGCUUUUACGAAAUGUUUUUUUUUUUUUAUCUCCGUAUUUAAUUAAUUUCAUCUUGCAACUUUUUUCAAGAUUGCAAAACAAACAAGUUGAAGUUACUACUGAAUUCAAAGACGAUGAAAUCGAUGAUAAAAACGAUAACGAUCUCGAUAUUUAAAAAUUUAAAUGAAAUUUAUGACACCACAUCUACCGAUGGUAAAUUUCUCUUCGUUUAUCAAUCAAAAGUAAUGCAACGCCUCUACAGAAGAUACGCUUCACAGCUGAUAUUGUUGGAUGCGACCUACAGGACAACUAAAUACGCCCUGCCACUGUA
Hydractinia symbiolongicarpus is the source of this 2919-nucleotide messenger RNA. RefSeq lists its product as uncharacterized. Bases 1181 to 2269 code for a protein of 362 amino acids. The transcript is spliced from 2 exons. The record is from RefSeq and is a predicted model, not a curated record. NCBI's taxonomy places the organism in Eukaryota, Metazoa, Cnidaria, Hydrozoa, Anthoathecata, Hydractiniidae. Gene Ontology annotation, molecular function: DNA-binding transcription factor activity.